UAUUACGUAUUUGACACAGCCAUCAUCCGCCUUUUUUACUGGCGCUUGCGUUUUGAGAUCCUGUUUUAUAACGUUGCUAACGAAAACAUUGGGGCAUUUGUUCGGUUGACUUGACAAUCACAACAAAAGCACGCUUUACUCGGGAUUCGAGGAUAUCCACGUCGAAGGGGAUUUUUUUUAAAAAAAGGACGUCCCCAGCGCCUCCUGGGAGUUGUAGUUCCUCUCUGCUUUCACGGCGAUAAACACCAAUGGGGCAAGCUACCGUUCAGGACUACAGUUACCAUAAGACAUCGCGCCAUAGGGCUACGUUAGCUCGCACCGUGGCAGCUUUAGGCUGUAGACGGAGAGUGAGAAAAAUAAGAAACAGGAGUGGCUGAGAUUGUAAUCCCAUCAAAUACAGAGGAUCUUACAGACUAAAUGUGACAACGAUGAAUCAAGUCGGCAGGACGCAAGUGAUCGGACAUCAAAAGCUAUGAUUUUCCUCCGGCGCUGCAUGAAUCUAAGUUGUUGUUGCCGCUGAAGGUCGGACCGUGAGGAACCCAGGGACACGUAGUUCUCCGGGUGUCGGCUUUCAUAUGAGCGCCGCGACAGUUGUUUUCUAAGGACUACAAUACCCGUCAUGCAUUGGCGGCUCGCCGCCAUCUUCCUUUCUCGUUUCUCCACCCCCCCGGGCGCCAUUCCCCGUUGCGUCAGGCGGUGAUGUUUACUACGCCAUGAAUACGCGUCAAAAGAAGCCAAACGGGUGAAAAGAGAGAAAGGUGAAAAGGAAAAGAAUAUUCGUAUUGGUUAAGGGCAGAAGAAGAAAUUUUAGUACUUCCAAUCGACAUCCUGGCUGUGAUUUGGAAUCAUUUCCAAUGAAGUUUGGCGGUGGUCCCGGUGGAGGCCGCCAUCGCCAAAGUGUCCGGUAGACGACGCAAAGCUUCCCCCACCACUACUCUGUCCCCCUUGUCCUCCUCCUCCUCACAACUUGGAAGGAGAGGUUUGCAUCUGCAGUGCAAUUUUUUCCUUUGCCCGUCCUCGUCUUCAAGAUGGUCGCUUGGAAUGGAGGCGCCUUGUGGCCGGGCCGUUCAACGGGGCACCGACCAGGACUCAGCGAGUGAGGGCACUGGAAGAAGCUCCCUCUUUAGGAAAAGGCAACGCAGCCGCUCGGCCCUGGAGACUACGUUCCAUCCAAUGGCCCCUUGAGAAACCCACACGCCAACGCAGAUUUUUUGAAGAUUUUUAUGCUCAUUGAUUAAUUUUCUUCUAGUUUUGUCUCGAAACUUUUUCCUCCCCUUUUAAGCCACUUUUGUGAAGUGAAGUAUCUGACGAGUUCUUAAUCCUGCAGAAAGAGAAUAUAAAGCUAUCAGGAAUUCAUUUUCACUUGUUCUUUUACACUGCCUUUUUACAUCAAAUGAAAGAAGAUUCCAUACUCCAUGCGCGCAAAGGUGCUGCAAACGCACCAUUUUGAAGGUACUUUUUAUACAAGAAGAGAACGACGCUUUUUGGGAAUUGCACCGAUUUUGUGAAUUCUGCCGAACUUAGCAAAGUUACUGGCUGCUAUAAGCAUUUUCUGUGUAUUAAAAUAUUCGUACAGAAGAUCGCCAUGACAGGUGAUAUAUAUGAUAAAAGAUAAUUUCAUGAACGUUGCUUUCAAAACUUCUAUCUGAUUCUGCUGGCAUGUUGACACCUUGCAGUAUUUUAUGGUUUAUAAUAAGCAAAUCAGAUUUUCCGUCGUAGAAAACGCCAAAGUGUUAAAUCGUAUCUGCGCUUUGAAUUCAGAGCAUGUGUAAAUACUGGAAUGGACUUAACAGAACCUAUUACAGUAUAUGUCAGUUUUGUUCCUCUUGGUUGGAAUUAUAUUGUUUUAAUUACUGGGAACUGAAACUGACCAUAGUUUCAAAUCAAAAGUUAUAACUGGUGAAAAGUGCCAGCAUAUUUGCUUGUGUGCUUGUUGGACUUUCUGAAUAACCAGGAUUUUUUCCCUACAAUAAAGAUGCAAAAUUGUUUUAAUUUAAAAUGUGGAACAUUUGAAUGAAAUGAAAAAUGCAUGUAUUUUAGAGGAUUUUUGCCAUGGCCUUUUAUUUAAGAAAAAAUAAUAGCCAUUGUGUCUGAAUCUAAAGUUUGAUUUAUUUUGUACAACAUUUUAUCAAUUAUGGCUGAAGAAACAUCACCGGCUGAGAUUGAUCCAAAUUUUGAACCACAGAGCCGGCCCAGAUCUUGCACUUGGCCUUUGCCGAGGCCAGAUCUGACAACUGUCAAACAGGAAGAUUCUGCCUCAGGAACCCCCACUGAAGAAGAAAAGCAGGAGGUUUCUGAUCCUAGUGCUGUAAAAUCAGAGACUGAAACGGGUCUGAAUGCAGAGGUGUGUACUCAAGUUGGUGCAGCAAAUGCUCAGAGGAAGAGUUCUUCUAGAAGGAAUGCCUGGGGUCAUCAAUCUUAUGCAGACCUCAUCACUAAAGCAAUUGAGAGUUCUCCUGAGAAGAGAUUGACUCUGUCUCAGAUCUACGACUGGAUGGUUAAAUCUGUGCCUUACUUCAAGGACAAAGGAGAUAGCAACAGUUCAGCUGGAUGGAAGAAUUCCAUUCGACACAAUCUUUCUCUGCACAGUAAAUUCAUCCGUGUCCACAAUGAAGCUACAGGAAAAAGUUCUUGGUGGAUACUUAAUCCCGAAGGUGGGAAAAGUGGGAAGUCACCAAGGAGAAGAGCAGCAUCAAUGGAUAAUAGCAGUAAACUUGUGAAGAGUAAAGGAAGAGCAGCUCGGAAAAAGGCUGCCCUCCAAGCAACCCAAGAGGGUAGUGGUGAUGGUCCUGGUUCACAAGUUUCCAAAUGGCCUGGAAGUCCCUCUUCCCGUAACAAUGACGAUUCUGAGGCUUGGACUAGUUUUAGGCCAAGAACAAGCUCGAAUGCAAGUACAUUAAGUACCGGGCGUCUGUCCCCCAUAAUGCCAGAACAAGAGGAUCUGGAAGAUGAGCUUCAUUCUGAACUGGCUUACCCUGGCACCACGAGCAAGUUACCUUCAACCCUAACUGAAAAUAUAAUUGAAGAGCUUGAACUCAUUGACAGUUUGAAUCUCAUGUCCCCAUCAUCUACACUGUUGCCAACCCAGCAGUCAUUAUCCACUGGCUUGAUACCACAAAGUUCAACUUACACAUUUAGGCAACAAAACUCAGCCACUGGAUCACAAGCUUCUACCUAUGGGAACUCUUUCUUUGAUCCAUCUGACCUGACAUCAGUACAGAGCCACUUUAGUGUACCUGCAACACUUGAAGCACUCUUGACUUCAGAUUCACCCACUCAUACUGAUGUGAUGAUGAGCCAAGUUGACCCUGUCAUGCCACAGACGGGUGGUCGACUAAACAAUGAAAAUCUGAUGUUGUUUAAUGUCGAAUCACUCAGCAGUCCAUCAACAGAAUUGAAGGUUAAUCAGGCUAGCCAACGAGGAAAAUCUGCAGGUCCAUCAGCCACAUCUGUUGAUGCUAAUGCUUUACCUCACGCACUGAGCAUGAUGGGACCUCCACCCGAUGCCAGCCAAAUGCCUACUUUGAAGGCCCAGCUCCAGACACCAGUAAACCAGACCCUGCAACUUGGCCUACCAUCUACUCGUAACUCAAACAACAGCAGUAAUUCUUCAGUAGGGAUGAAUAUGAAUUCUGAGAAUUUUCCACGGGAUUUGGAUUUGGAUAUGUUCAUGGAAAGUCUUGACUGUGAUGUGGAUUAUAUCAUUGACAAUGACCUCAUGGAUGAUGAAGGGCUUGAUUUCAACCUGGAGCCUAUUGCCACUAAUCCGUCCUAUCCUAGCACCUCUCAGUCAUCCUCUCGUACCUGGGUGCCAAGUUAACUUCAAACGAAUGCAUGACCUAAAGCAGGUUUAUUAUUCAUCAGCCAAGUUCAUCACCUCCCUUCACAAAGUGAUGUUUCAUUUUGACGUGAUCCAGGAGUUGAAUAUGUAUUCCAGUUUCACGUGUUAAGCCGUGUAUGAUGAGUUCAUCGAAGAAGGCAUUUUCUCCCUGGCAUGCAUUCCAAUUUCUGGAGUACUUGAAACAGACUCUUUCAGAAAAGAAUCUUUUGAGAGAUUUUUGGAAUGCUGAUGUGCCAAUGCUGCCCAUUUGAAAAUGACUAAUUUUACUGCAUUACCGAAAAUUUCUCAAAUGAAUUUGUAUGUGCUGAUGGGGAUGUUUAUUAUUUUGGUCAUGUUCCCCUCGCUGCCCAAUGAUUUCUCUCAGUACAGUAAUUUGGAUUAUGAAAAAGGAACUGCAAAUAUACAAUAUUGUAACAGUUGAUAGAUGUGAUAUUCUCUUUUUUUUUUAAAAAAGCACAGGACAUGUUUUAAAAGAACGCACCGUAAUAUGUAGCAAAGUUUUCCUUUUGGCUUUUGGUGAAACACUACAAGGAAAGAAGUCAUUCAACCUGGAUUUUCAAGAGAAGAACUCAAACCACAUCCAAUCGAGAUAGAAGAUUAUGAGAACAAUACAGACUAAUUGAUAUCAAGCUGUAGUAUUGGACAGGUUAUAAAUGAAGUGAAACACCACAUUGAAGCAAUGUGCUUGCAGAUUGAAGAUUAUCCCUAUUUUCCCCAUCCCUUUAGAUUCUGCUCAGCAUACAUUUUGUGUCUAUCUGUGAUUGAGAAAAGGCAAAACUGUUUAUAAAUAAGAGUGGAAGGAAAGGUGAGGUGGAGUGUGCAAUGUAUUUCCGUGAGACAGACAUAGUCUAUCAAGUCUUUGCCCAAAUUGCCAAGACAUAAUCCAACCUAGACCAAACACUUGUACCCCAAUUUAUACAUUGACAUCAUAUUUUAAAAUCCACAAAAACUUAAAUCACACAAUAGCUUUUAUCUCAUUUUAUUCUGCUUUAUAUGGGUUGAUUUUGAUGUUAACAAGUGAAAGCAUUUCUUGUUAUUUCUACCUGUCCACUCAGUUUUAGCGGAUUGAACUUGAAAUUAAUGCAUUCAGCAAAUUUGGAAGUUUUGUGGUUGUUUUUAUUUUGGGGGGAAAGAAUGAGGGAAUGUCACAAAUCCAGAAUGCUGGAGAAGCUCAUCAGAUCUGGCAGCUUCUUCAGAACUGUUCUGAAGAAGAAUACUUAGUUUGAAAUGUUAACUCUGUUUCUGUCUCCACAGAUGCUGACUGACCUGCUGAGUUUCUCCAGUUUUCUCUGUUUGUUUCAGAUUUCCUGCAUCUGCAGUAUUUUGCUUUUAUUAGAUGUUGUGUCACUUUUUGAUGCUGGCAUGUUGAUUUGAUACUACCUAAUUUGGGAGAAAUGGUGGAAAAAGCGCUCAGAUUUGGGAAUGUUUCAUUGAAAUGCAGAACUCUAUUUGUAAAUAUUAUAUACAUAUAUCCUCCUUCCUUUUAUAAUCUGGAAUGGUUUCCAGUUGGGUCAUGGCUUGAGCACAUGAUUUAAUCUGACACUCCAGUGUAAUACAGAGGAAAUUCUGCACUCUGAGAUGUAGUCUUUUGGGUGAGACAUUAAACUAAGGCCCCAUCUGUCCUCUGAGAUGGAUGUAAAAAUUCCAAAGCACUGUGCGAAGAUGACCCGGGACAUUCUUCUGAUGACUUGACUAAUAUUUAUCCUUUACACAGUGUCACUAAAACCAAAUUAUUUGAUUGUGUUUCUCAUUGUUGUUUGUUGAUCUGGAUGAAUACAAAUUGGCUGCGACAUCUCCCUACAUUUCCAGGAGUGAGUGUCAGGUCUCUUGUGGCACAAUGGAAGUAUCACUGUCUUUGAGCCAGAAGGCCUGGAUUCAAGUUGUUACACAUCUGAGCAGGUUGAUUUAAAGAAAUAAACUCUACAGUAGUGAAUACACAUCAUAGCAACUUAAAACACUUUGAAAUGGCCUGAGGUUGUGAAAGGUGCUAUUCUUUAAUUCACAGUUUCGUAACUAGUUGGAGAAAAGUUUAUAUGCCACACUAACACCAAUAAUUGUUAAGGAGGAAGUACAUUUGUUUGUUUGAGGUAACUGUUAAGAUGGAAAAAAUGAUUUUGUUCAUGAAGUAAUUACCUGAACUGUAAACAGCCACAUUUACAUCAUGCUAACCAGAAGAAAGUUACAUAGAACAAAAUAGAUACCCAAGAAUUUUUAUAGUCAUUGUCUUUAGUUGACUCCAUAAACUACAUGAGCAGUUUAUGGUUGCUGACUCUAUAUUGAAAUUAGACCAACUACCUUGAAAGCGCUCCUAAGCCCCGUGAUAAUGUUCACACUGAAGGAUUAAGAAUUGUGACCUAAUCACUGCAUGCUGCAUCAAUAAAUCUUUAUUGAUGACUGGUAAUUUUAGUACUGUGGACAUAUAUAUUGAUAUAGUACAUGCCUGUGUUGCGAUGACCUUGAAUGCUCUCAUUCUUUUGAUUCCUGGAUUGUAUUCAUUACUUCUUUGAAACACACUCCUUUUAGUUAACGUUCUUUUGUCAAAUGCAAAAUCAAGUACAGUAUAUAUCAAAAAUGAAAUUAUGAAACUGAAUUGAGCAAUGAUGAAAUUGCAGUGUGAUUCAAACCAAAGUUAUUUGAUUUAUUUGACUAUUUGUUACUGGCAGAUAACAUUUAUUAUAGGUAUUAGAUGUUAUGAGUGUAAAUGCCACAAUGGAAAUUGUAAGAGAGGAUGGUGGUGUUUUAACAAUUUUUAAAAAUAAUCCUAGUUUGACUUCUCACUAGCCAGACAAUUGGAAUGAAAGUCUGCCUUCUUGCCUCUAACGUUGCUUUGUGAAUUACUUUGUAGUUCCUAUUCAGCAUGAAAUUUCAGCCCAAAAUAUCCCUCCAAUUUAGCACUAAAUUCUGAAGCUUACUCAGCCCAUAAAAGUCGGUGUGAGAAAUAAGAAUGAAAAUUAUUCUUGCUGACCAGGAUGUUCUUCUUUUGAUGAUUAGGUACUUCUAAGUUUUAGGCUUUACUCUAAACUCCACUUUAAAAUGUUUGGUGGUGAUAUUGGGGAUUCAAAAUGACUUUGUGCUAACAAAAAAAGCAAUAUUGUCAGUAGGAAUCUUAGAGAAAUUCUAAACAGCCACCCCCCCCCCCAAAUCUUUGCUUUACAAAACUACUUAAUAAAAGAUCUUUUAAGGUAAAUUGGUAUCUUGACUUGUUUUGAAUGAAGUCGUGUGGCAAGCCAAUACCAGCCUUGGAAAUAGUAAGUAUCCUCCAUUGGAAAUUACCAGCAACUGUGGUAAUAACUUUAUGUUCGACAGUCAUUGUGGCAUUCCAGCCGCAGUUGUCAGAUUUUCUUUUCUGGAGCAGCUUUGUGCUGCAGGCUACUACCAGAUGUGCUGGGAUUGUGAAAGUUUUCAUUGUACAGAGAACAGACACAGAAGUAUUCAGUGGAUGCUAUCAUAAUUAAUUCCCAAUUCUGCUUGCCUCAACCACUCCAGAAUAUGUCCUGAAACCAUUUUUUCCGUAUAUUUAAAUGAAACUUCUAUCGGGGAUUAGAGAGAGUUAACGUGCCAUUUAAAACACUAAAGCUAGUUACUGGGAACAAAUAUUUUUGAAGCCUCUGCUCCUGUACUUAUUGAAAAUCUGCCUUUACCUCUCAGGGUGAUUCUGAAUAUAUGCUAAUGUCAAAAUGCACAAUGCAAGUGUGUUUUGUUUUUUCUAUUUAGAUUGAUCAUCUAUGACUUGCAGAAGAGGCAUUAUGACAGAUUCAUUUGUUUACGCAAAUCAAGUUAAUUUUCAGAUUACAUCUUUUAAAAAAAAAUGACAGUGCUAUAUUUUAUCCUUGAUUUAAGUUAGCUUCAGAUUUUGCUUGUAAAUAAAGUUGUAUUGCAUCUAAUAACUAGUUGUUUUUUAGCUUCAGUGGUAUUUUUCAAGUACCUUUUUAAGUUUUGAAUCUUAAUUGAAACAAUUUGAAUUUGUUCUAUGGGAAAGAUCCAUAGAUCUUUUGUGGCUUUGCUUUUGAGUUAAUUACACAUGUUAACAAAACUAGUCUUAGUCUCCCUACUCCUCCAAUCGAGGGUGACCACACAGUUAUAUAUGCAUGCAGUUAUGAAAGGGUACAGAUUUUGUUAUUUUUGGAAAGAAAAGCUUAUUUGGUACUCAGCCCAUUGCUGCAAAAUGUGGGUUUAUUUCCACAAUUUCAUUUUACUGUUAAUCUGGAGCUUUCUCCAUUUUUAGAGGCCAGAAAGAACAUUAGAGGCUGAUGGACAUCUAUGUUGCUUUUGCAAAUCUCUUGCCAUUACACCUUUUGAUGGAUGCUUGGAAACUAGUUGUGUUUGUUUUCCUUCAGCUAUAGAAGGUACAUUCUGCCAAAGGGCAGAAAGAAGAGAAACUGAGGGGAGAUCAAAAUUGUUGAAAGGGGAGGUAGAAAUCUACAUGCAGUAUGUAGGUAGUUCUAUCACUGGUGCUAUGCUGAACCUUCAAGAGCCUCGUUUACUAGUUUUAAAACAGCAAUCAGAUUGUUACUGCAAAAUCUUAUAGCAACACACUUAUGUACAGAUACUCGUUAUUGGUGUCUUCUUGUCCCCUUAUUUUAUUUUGUAAAUAAAAUGUUAGUGGGGCUCUCGCAUAGAAAGUUAUCUCCGAGUUUAGAAGAGUGUCCUCUGAAGAGAGUGUAUACAGCUAACCAUACUUUCCAUUUUGGUGUGAUGUAGACUGCGGGUUUCUUGGCCAGCUGAGAAAGGAAGGAUAUGAGAGGACAAAAGUAAAGAAAUUGAAAGGGUAGACACAUGUUUUCAAUUUGUUUGAGUAUGUGUUUUUAUAAUCUGUUAAGCAACGUGCUUGAAUUUUCCAGAUAAAGUGUAUCUUUAACACUUUCAUUUUUGUUAAAUUGUUGAAUAACCAGCAAGUUCCAUGAGUUCUGCCUUUUACACAUAUAUUGAUUGAUGGUGUUUGAAGACUUCUACAUCAGAUGCUUAAGUGCAUUAU
This is a messenger RNA of Chiloscyllium plagiosum (whitespotted bambooshark), 8816 nucleotides long. It is a transcript of the gene foxo4, whose product is annotated as forkhead box O4. The record is from RefSeq and is a predicted model, not a curated record. Gene Ontology annotation, cellular component: nucleus. NCBI's taxonomy places the organism in Eukaryota, Metazoa, Chordata, Chondrichthyes, Orectolobiformes, Hemiscylliidae. Gene Ontology annotation, biological process: regulation of transcription by RNA polymerase II. Gene Ontology annotation, molecular function: DNA-binding transcription factor activity, RNA polymerase II-specific; RNA polymerase II cis-regulatory region sequence-specific DNA binding.